AUGGAGCAGUUCAACUGUUCCUCAUCAGACUUCCUCCACCAAAACUCUGCCUCAGCCUGGUGCCUGAAUGCAGAUGAGAGGAACUGUAGAGACUGGAACAUCAGCGCCGAAGACCUGCCGGACCUUUGUCUAAGCCGCAACGAGUACCUCGAGAAGUACAUGGGUCCCCGUCGCUCUCCACUCUUCCUGCCUGUGUGUGUCGCUUACCUGAUCAUCUUUAUGGUGGGCACCCUGGGGAAUGUGCUCACCUGCACUGUCAUCGCCCGCUACAGGAUCAUGCAGACACCGACCAAUUACUACCUCUUCAGCCUGGCAGUGUCUGACCUGCUGGUGCUGCUGCUGGGCAUGCCCUUGGAGAUCUACGAGAUGUGGAAGAACUACCCUUUCCUCCUGGGCCUGGGAGGCUGUUAUCUCAAGACGUUCCUCUUUGAGACAGUGUGCUUCGCUUCUGUGCUCAACGUGACCGCCCUCAGCGCUGAGAGAUAUGUGGCAGUGGUGCAUCCCCUGCACGUCAAGCACAUUGCCACCAGGACCCACGCGAAGCGGGUCAUUUUAGCACUGUGGGUACUUUCCAUGAUCUGCGCCAUGCCCAACACAAGUCUCCAUGGUAUGAUGUACCUCUCCCCCAAGUUCGGUCAGCAGUUCCCUGAGUCAGCCAUCUGUGGGGUGGUCAAGCCCACCUGGAUCUACAACCUGUUGGUCCAGGUGACUGCACUUGUGUUUUUCCUGCUGCCCAUGAUGACUAUGGGUGUGCUGUACCUGCUGAUUGGUCUGCAGCUUUACAGGGAGAAGGCGCUCAUACAGCAGGUGAUAGAGGUGAACAUUGAGACAAGCCUGGGCAAGGACAGUCACCAGAGCACUCGGAAAAACGGACGUCAUCGACAAGUCAUCAAAAUGCUCUGUGUGCUGGUGCUGGUGUUUGCCAUAUGUUGGGCCCCGUUUCACAUCGACCGUGUAGUGUGGAGUUACAUAGACAACUGGACAGAGGAGAGACACAUGAUUUUCCAAUGGGUCCACAUCCUCUCCGGAGUCUUCUUCUACCUGAGCUCAGCAGUGAACCCCAUCCUCUACAACCUCAUGUCCACCCGUUUCAGGGAGAUGUUCAAGGAAGUGAUGUGUCAGCCCAUGUGCCGCCGGCAGGCCAGCACUCAGGUCACCUCCAGGAGUACAGUCUGUGAGAAAGGUGUCUGCCUUGGCCCGUCAGUUAAACAGAGAUCAUCCACCUCAUCAUUACCCGUCCUAUAACGGACAAGCUGGCGCAAUCUAAAUACCUUUUAAUAGUGCUGAUAUGGCACUGAUAUUACUAAUAUUACUUUGUAACAGUCAUAAUAUUGCUGGCAUUAGCUAUGUUUGCAUGAAUUUAUCCUUGAAAGAAGACUGAGUGAUACAAUGUUGAGCUGUGAGGAGAAAUGGAAUUAGCAAGGAACCCAUCCUUCAGUUAAAUAUGUUAUGACCUGUUAAAACCCGUGUUUCAUUUGACUUAUGUU
Molecule: messenger RNA, 1487 nt
Organism: Clupea harengus (Atlantic herring)
Lineage: Eukaryota; Metazoa; Chordata; Actinopteri; Clupeiformes; Clupeidae
Product: neuromedin-U receptor 1
Biological process (GO): neuropeptide signaling pathway
Cellular component (GO): plasma membrane
Molecular function (GO): neuromedin U receptor activity
Source: RefSeq, a predicted model, not a curated record